This is a messenger RNA of Bradysia coprophila, 1238 nucleotides long. RefSeq lists its product as uncharacterized. NCBI's taxonomy places the organism in Eukaryota, Metazoa, Arthropoda, Insecta, Diptera, Sciaridae. The record is from RefSeq and is a predicted model, not a curated record.
UAUUUUUGGUUUCAUUCGAAUUUUCAAACUCAGUCAGUUCCUUGAGAUUACUCGGUCGGUUCGGAGCUUAAAACAUUUCAGCCUUCAGUACACACAGUUUUAUUGUACAAUUUCAUCGGUUUGCUAUUAUUGUUGCAGUGUUUGGACAAGAAACAAAUUGACGAAUUCAGUAGAUGAAUCAAAUUUGAAGUUUUAAAAACAAUUUUUAGAAUGAUCCUGAAGUUUGGAGUAAUACUCGUGAUACAUCUAAUCUGCAGUCAUUAUUCAACAUAUGCAUAUGAUGACGGCAGCUAUCAUCCCGACAGCAGAGGUCAAUACAGACCUGAUGAUAGAGGAAGAUAUAUUCCAGACAACAGAGGAUAUUAUGUCCAUCAGCCAGGACCAGAUGGACCUCCUGCUCCGCCUUACGUGCACGUAGUUGGACCUAAUGGAGGCUUUGGUGGAAACGGAGGCUUCGGUGGAGAAGGAGGAGUCGGUGGACGUGGUGGCGAUGGACCGGGAGGACCCAAUGGACCAAAUGGCCCGAAUGGACCUCCAGGCCCACCAGGACCCAAAGGUCCUCCAGGACCAAAAGGUCCGCCGGGACCACCUGGACCACCAGGACCGCCAGGACCUGAUGGAAAGGGACCACCAGGACCGCCAGGACCAACCGGACCACCAGGUCCCAAAGGUCCAACUAGACCAGGACCUCCAGGCCCACCAGGUCCGCCAGGGAACACACUCCUACCUCCAACUGGACCUCCUGGACCACCUGGACCAGACAGUAAGGGACCUCCUGGACCACCUGGCCCGCCCGCACCAGGUCCACCAAGUAGAGAUACACCAGGCUCGGAAUCAUCGCCUCCACACGUAAAGCUGGGAUACAACUAUGAGCCGCCAUCAAAACCAGUUAAAGGUUCGGAAUCAAAGCGAGGAUACAACUAUGAGCCGCCACCUCAAGAUGCUUUGAUCGAAUAAUGAAUGGAAUCGUAUCGGCGUAACAUGGAACCGAUAUUACCCGUAGAUAAUUGAUAAAAUAUUAUAUAAAUUAUAAGUUAUUAUUAUGUGACUUCUUCAAGUAGUAGGAAAUAUUAAGCGCUUCAGAAUGAGUUCUGCAAAAAAAAUAUUUUUGUUUCGUGGAAAUCGAAAAACGAAUUCCUUUCUGGCAAACUUAAGUGCUAAGUGAAAAAAAAUAUUUAAUUUUGUGACGAAAACUUUACCUACAAUUUUGUAUUAAAGAGAAUACCUUUUUGAUAAAA